Musa acuminata AAA Group (dessert banana) is the source of this 1870-nucleotide messenger RNA. Its product is annotated as indole-3-acetate beta-glucosyltransferase-like. The transcript has 4 exons. Gene Ontology annotation, molecular function: quercetin 7-O-glucosyltransferase activity; quercetin 3-O-glucosyltransferase activity. Bases 423 to 1778 code for a protein of 451 amino acids. The record is from RefSeq and is a predicted model, not a curated record. NCBI's taxonomy places the organism in Eukaryota, Viridiplantae, Streptophyta, Magnoliopsida, Zingiberales, Musaceae.
UUGCGCCAUUGUUACAGCUUAUCUAACAGUCUCUGCCUGAAACUCUGAGUGAUAUAAUUGUCAUCCUCUUAAAUUUCAGAAAAUGUUGCUCCGUUCUUCACUAAGGAGAUGAUUUAGCUGUCAGUGUAUCUUGCAUUGAUCAACCUGUCUUAAAAAAGCCAAAAGCAUUCUACUUGCAGAGAGACACCCAGAGGUUCUUGUGUAUGUUCAUCAGAGGAUGCUCAAUUGAAUUGCUGGAAGAUUGACUUGGUUACCUAUCAAGAAAAGAAAAGCGCAUAUCAUCACACUUUCCAGCUUUCAUGUAAAAUGCAGAGACGAUGUUAGCAGGGAUCACUCUUUGUUGGUUCAAUAUAGUCCUCGACCACCCUCCCCUCAGAUCAUAGCAGCAAGCAGAGGAGGAGGAGGAAGAGGACAUCCAAAGAAUGGCGGCCCAUGUCCUCGUUCUCCCAUUCCCCAGCCAAGGCCAUAUCAGCCCCAUGUUCCAGUUUGCGAAAAGGUUGGCCGCCAAGGGCCCCAAGACCACCCUCGUCACUACCCACUUCAUCCUCAACUCCUUCCCCUCUCAGACCGACUCCGUCCGCCUCGCGCCCAUAUCCGACGGCCACGACCGGGGCGGCUUCCCCUCGGCCGCCAGCCUCGAGGCCUACCUCUUGACUCUCGCGGACGUCGGCGCCCGCUCCCUGUCGAAGCUGAUCGACCAGCACGCCGCUUCCGGCUGUCCCUUCACCUGCAUGGUCUACGACACCGUCGUGCAGUGGGCCGUCGAGGUGGCCAAGAUGCACGGCCUGGCCACGGCGGCCUUCUCGACGCAGUCGUGCGCGGUGAGCGCCAUAUACUACUACGUCAACCAGGGGAUGCUCGACGUCCCCGAGGCCGGAGGCAGUGUCUCCUGCUCCGCUCCCUUCUUGCCGCCCUUGGCGAGGUCGGAGUUCCCUUCCUUGGCUCUCAGGCAAGGCAGGAACCUCACGGUCUCGACCAUGGCGAUGAACCAGUUCAAUCUGGAGAAGGACGACUGGGUUCUCUUCAACUCGUUCGACAUGCUGGAGAUCGAGGUGGUGAACCGCUUGAAGAGGCAUUGGCGCGCCCGGGCGAUCGGGCCGAGCGUGCCGCUGCCGCUGGUGGAUAAGGAAGGCGGUGCCACCUACGGUCUCAGCCUCCUCGAGGCGGAGGAGGACACAUGCAUGAGGUGGCUGAACUCGAAGCCACCGCGCUCCGUCGUGUACGUCUCCUUCGGGAGCGUCGCGUCGGUGAGCGCGGAGCAGAUGGAAGAGCUCGCGUGCGGCCUGGAGGCGUCCGGGAAGAACUUCUUGUGGGUGGUGCGGGCCGCGGUGGAGAAGACGCUGCCGCGGGCGUUUGCGAAGGCGCCGCCGGAGCGGGGUCUGGUGGUGCGGUGGAGCCCGCAGCUGGCGGUCCUGGCCCACCCAGCGUUGGGCUGCUUCGUGACGCACUGCGGGUGGAACUCGACGCUGGAGGCGGUGUCGCUGGGGGUGCCCAUGGUAGCCUUCCCGCUGUGGACGGACCAGCCCACGAACGCCAAGUACGUGGAGGACGUGUGGGAGGUGGGCGUGCGGGCGAGGAGGGCGGAGACGGGCGUCGUGGCGAGGGAGGAGAUCGAGCGCUGUGUGAGGGCGGUGAUGGACGGGAAGAGGAGUGGGGAGAUGAUGAGGAACUCGCGGCGGUGGAGGGACGCGGCGACCGAGGCGCUGCAGGCGGGCGGGAGCUCGGACGAGGCCAUGGAUGAGUUCGUAGCGUUCGUGAACGCCGAAGCCAAGGACUGACGUGGCACUGCAGUGCUAUUUCAAUGUUAUCUAAAGGAUUUUUGGCUAAAAUAUUUCAACGAAAUCCAACUAGUUAUAUUAUAUAUCUAAAA